CUUGUCGUUUUCUUAGUCUCAAUCGAAGCGAUCGAGAUCGGAGAUUUGAGGAAAGAAAAAAAAAAACCCAAAUAUUUUUAUUUAUUUUUCUUUUCUAAUAAACGGAAAACUUAGAUCAAACUCCCAAAUCCUCAAUCCAAUUUCUUGUAAAUCCCUAAAAUUUCCCGCAGUUUCUCGGGAAAAAGAAUAAAGAAGAGAUGAAGACACCGAAACGGCCGAUCCAUGCGGUAUCGAUGUGGGUGAGACGACAGCCGCCGAAGGUAAAGGCUUUUUUGGCGGUGGUAUCGGGGAUGGCUGCGCUGGUUCUUCUCCGAUUCAUUGUACACGACCACGACAAUCUCUUCGUCGCUGCCGAGGCUGUCCACUCCCUCGGAAUCUCCGUCCUCAUCUAUAAACUCACCAAAGAGAAGACUUGUGCUGGAUUAUCACUCAAAUCCCAAGAACUAACAGCUAUCUUUUUAGCUGUUAGGCUGUACUGUAGCCUUGUCAUGGAAUACGACAUACACACCCUACUUGAUUUAGCCACGUUGGCUACAACUUUGUGGGUUAUUUAUAUGAUCCGUUUCAAACUGAAGUCCAGCUACAUGGAAGACAAGGACAACUUCGCGAUAUAUUAUGUUGUUGCCCCUUGUGCAAUACUAGCUCUGUGUAUUCACCCAACAACUUCUCAUAAUCUAGUAAACAGGAUUUUCUGGGCAUUCUGCGUUUAUCUGGAAGCUGUUUCUGUUUUACCUCAGUUGCGAGUGAUGCAAAAUACUAAGAUUGUUGAGCCAUUUACAGCUCAUUAUGUAUUUGCCUUGGGUGUUGCAAGGUUCUUCAGCUGUGCUCACUGGGUUCUACAGGUUCUAGACAGCCGAGGACGCCUGCUGGUAGCCUUGGGUUAUGGAUUGUGGCCUUCUAUGGUUCUUAUAUCGGAAAUUGUUCAAACUUUCAUUUUAGCAGACUUCUGUUACUAUUAUAUAAAGAGUGUCUUUGGAGGGCAGCUUGUUCUCCGUCUUCCCUCGGGUGUGGUCUAAGUGAAGAUGCUGUUUUUGCUGCGGUUCACGAGGUGGCUGCCGAAAAAAGCAUAACUUGGUUAAAUAUGUGACUUGUCCUUGUUUAAGUUCUGGUUUUUGCUCUCGACACAUUUCUUGUGACUGCAAAUUAGUGAACUGUUUGUAAUUUUCGGGAUGCGGAAACUUUGGGCAGAUGUUUGUAAGUAAAACAUUUCAUAGAUGGAUUAGUGUUUGAUGUCAAAUGCCUAACCUGCUGCCUAUAUGAAGUUAUUUAUUAUAGAUUAUUCCUACAUGUGGAGG
Messenger RNA from Hibiscus syriacus, 1295 nucleotides. Its product is annotated as ER lumen protein-retaining receptor erd-2.2-like. Gene Ontology annotation, cellular component: membrane. The coding region runs from base 198 to 1016 and encodes 272 amino acids. The record is from RefSeq and is a predicted model, not a curated record. The transcript is spliced from 6 exons. Lineage: Eukaryota; Viridiplantae; Streptophyta; Magnoliopsida; Malvales; Malvaceae. Gene Ontology annotation, molecular function: ER lumen protein retrieval receptor activity. Gene Ontology annotation, biological process: protein retention in ER lumen.